ACCGGCCCUCGGCGGGCGGGGGGUGGCGGGAGCUGGGGAGCCACUGUUAGGGGCUUUGGCCGCUGAGUAAGUGCUCGAGGUGCUCGAAGUCCCACCGGCGGCCCCGCCGGGAGAGUGCUGAGGGCGACAAAGUCUUGGACAAUGAGUGGAAAUGAGGACGACUGGCUAGCUCUCAAACCCCAGGAACCUUCUCCAUCCCAGUGCUGCGGCAGCGGCUGCAAACCCUGCAUCUAUGAUGUGUAUGAGAAGGAGCUUGCACAAUGGGAGAGGGCCAAAGCAAAGCAAGACAAAAGCCUCCUCGUGAAAAAGAAGGGGCAGAGCAAUAAUUCAGAACUGAAUCCAGAUACAUUUACUGCAUUCAACAUAAGCUCUGUGGAGCAGCUAACAGAGGACACCUACCAGUACAAAUUUGAAUUACCAGGAAAUAGCAGUCUGCGAUUGAGUUUAGGACAACAUAUCGUGUUAAGAGGAAUGGUGAAUGGUUUGGAAGUCCAGCGAGCCUAUACUCCAAUUAGCCCAGGAAAUGCAGAAGGCUACUUUGAAGUUUUAAUGAAGUGCUAUGAAGCUGGGCUAAUGUCACAAUACAUAAAAACAUGGAAAAAAGGAGACAAGGUCUUUUGGCGUGGGCCGUUUGGAGGGUUCCCAUAUCGACCUAAUAAGCAUGGAGAACUCCUGAUGCUGGCAUCUGGUACCGGCCUCACACCAAUGCUUCCCAUCCUCCACUCCAUAACAGAUGAUGAAGAGGAUGAAACCUUUGUAACUCUUGUUGGCUGCUUCCGUACAUUUGACAAAAUUUAUCUGAAACCUCUUCUCCAGGAUCUGGCUCGGUACUGGAACAUCAGAAUAUUUUAUGUCCUAAGCCAGGAAACAUCACUGGAAAAACUUCCUUGGAGCUAUCAGCAAAACACAUACACUGGUCGUCUCAGUGAAGACUUGAUGAAGACAAUUGUAAAUUCCUGCCGAAGAAAGCCAUUUGUAUUAAUCUGUGGCUCUUCUGCAUUCAGUGAAGAUAUGGGUAGAUAUUUGAAAGCUGCAGGAAUUGAAGAAAAUUCCUGUUUUGUGUUUUAGCAGGUUAUCCCUGACCUAAGGAAUCUUAGGCCAAGCCUUGGACGUCCUUGUUUCUCUGCAGGCAUUGCUCGAAUUCAGUCAUCUCCAUAGACUGAGUCCCUUGUGCGUAUACUUUCAUAGGCCUUUGGAUCAAAUAUUUGUCUCAAGAGUGAGAAUCAUACUGGAGAGUGUUUUAAGGAUCACAUGCCACUCUGGUGGCUACAAUCACCCACACCUCAGGGAACAGCAUGGUAAUGUAACAGAAGUCUUCACACACAAUUUUGAGAGAGAUCUCCUAAGGGUACUAAAAAGCAUGCAAGUACACAGCUCUGCAGUAAUAUGAGGACCAGUGACUUGCUUUGCAAUCCGUGUUAGUAUCCAGUGGUGGUGUGCCCUGUUACAUGUCCAGAGGAAAAAACAGCACGGUUAAGGGAGCAGCAGAGCACUGGCCCGGCACUUGGGAGUCCAUGGGGUUCAUUUUGGUUGUGUCAUUAUCUUGGUGGAUGUUGUCACUUCAACCUCUCUGUGCCUCAGCUGCCCUAUUAUGCACUAAUACAGAGGAGGUGGUACCGAUCUCCUCUGAAAAGAUCCUUUCCAACCAUGUAUAGAAAAGGCUAUACGUGGGGACGGAGUUAUACAUGGUGCCCACUGAGGACUUAGGC
Molecule: messenger RNA, 1709 nt
Organism: Phalacrocorax carbo (great cormorant)
Lineage: Eukaryota; Metazoa; Chordata; Aves; Suliformes; Phalacrocoracidae
Source: RefSeq, a predicted model, not a curated record